Messenger RNA from Puma concolor (puma), 4461 nucleotides. Lineage: Eukaryota; Metazoa; Chordata; Mammalia; Carnivora; Felidae. The record is from RefSeq and is a predicted model, not a curated record.
AUGUCAGUGAACAUUUCUACUGCAGGAAAAGGUGUGGAUCCAAAUACGGUUGAUACUUAUGACAGUGGUGAUGAUUGGGAAAUCGGGGUUGGAAAUUUAAUAAUCGAUUUGGACGCUGAUUUGGAGAAGGACAGACAGAAAUUUGAGAUGAAUAAUUCCACCAACACGCCUAGCAGCAGCAACUCGAAGGAUUGCGGAGGUCUGGCCUCCAGCGGGGCCGGUGCUACCGCAGCCUUAGCUGAUGGCCUAAAAUUUGCUUCUGUUCAGCCUUCUGCUCCCCAGGGGAAUUCACACAAAGAGACCAGCAAAUCAAAAGUGAAAAGGAGUAAAACUUCUAAGGAUGCUAAUAAAUCUCUGCCUUCUGCUGCCUUGUAUGGGAUUCCCGAGAUCAGCAGCACUGGCAAGAGGCAGGAAGUCCAAGGGCGCCCUGGAGAGGCAACUGGCAUGAAUUCAGCGCUGGGUCAAAGUGUGAGCAGCGGCGGCGUCGGCAACCCAAACGGCAAUAGUACCGGCACCUGCACCUCCGCGGCCACCGCGGGGGCGGCCUCCUGUGGGAAAAGCAAAGAGGAGAAGGCAGGUAAAAGCCAGAGCAGCCGAGGUGCCAAGCGGGAUAAGGAUGCGGGGAAAUCCAGGAAGGACAAGCACGACCUGCUUCAGGGCCACCAGAAUGGCAGUGGCGGCCAGGCCCCUUCCGGGGGGCACCUCUAUGGCUUUGGGGCCAAGAGCAAUGGAGGUGGCGCGAGCCCCUUCCACUGCGGGGGCGCUGGGAGUGGCAGCGGCGCGGCUGCAGGGGAAGUUAGCAAAAGUGCCCCGGAUUCAGGGCUCAUGGGAAACUCUAUGUUGUUAAAGAAGGAAGAGGAGGAGGAGGAGAGCCACAGGCGAAUCAAGAAACUGAAAACCGAGAAGGUUGACCCCCUGUUUACAGUGCCAGCACCACCACCGCCGAUUUCCAGCAGCCUCACGCCUCAGAUUCUGCCCUCCUACUUUUCCCCAUCUUCAUCCAAUAUUGCAGCACCGGUUGAACAGCUUUUGGUUCGGACUCGUUCCGUGGGUGUCAAUACAUGUGAAGUUGGAGUAGUGACAGAGCCAGAGUGUCUUGGGCCCUGUGAACCUGGGACCAGUGUGAAUUUGGAAGGGAUCGUGUGGCAUGAAACAGAAGAAGGUGUUCUAGUGGUCAAUGUCACGUGGAGGAACAAAACUUACGUAGGGACCCUCCUGGACUGCACCAAGCACGACUGGGCCCCUCCCAGGUUCUGCGAGUCACCGACAAGCGACCUGGAGAUGAGAGGGGGCCGGGGCCGAGGGAAGAGAGCGAGGUCUGCCGCGGCGGCUCCGGGCUCAGAGGCCAGCUUCACGGAGUCCAGAGGGCUGCAGAACAAGAACAGAGGGGGGGCCAAUGGGAAAGGGAGGCGGGGCAGCCUCAACGCCAGCGGGCGAAGGACACCCCCAAAUUGUGCUGCUGAGGACAUCAAAGCCAGCCCCUCCUCCACCAACAAGAGGAAAAACAAGCCCCCGAUGGAGCUGGACCUGAAUUCCAGCUCCGAGGACAAUAAGCCGGGGAAGCGCGUCCGCACCAACUCCAGAAGCACUCCGACCACUCCUCAAGGGAAACCAGAGGCGACUUUUUUGGACCAGGGCUGCUCCUCGCCAGUGUUGAUCGACUGCCCCCACCCAAACUGCAACAAAAAGUACAAGCACAUUAACGGCCUGAGGUACCACCAGGCCCACGCGCACCUAGACCCGGAGAACAAGCUGGAGUUCGAGCCCGACAGCGAGGACAAGAUCUCGGACUGCGAGGAGGCGCUGAGUCACGUGGCGCUCGAAUGCAGCGAGCCCAGCGCCAGUCUGGCGGCCUACGACCAGGUGAAGGCGCCGGUGUCGCCCGGCCCCGGGCACCCCCCUGGCACCCCCAAGGGGAAGAGAGAGCUGAUGAGCAACGGUCCGGGCUCUGUCGUCGGGUCGAAAGCGGGGAAGAGUUCUGGCAAGAAGAAGGGCCUUCACGGCGAGCUGAACAACCUCCCGGUCAUCUCCAACAUGACGGCCACCCUAGACGCUUGCUCCGCGGCAGAUGGCAGCUUGGCUUCCGAGAUGCCCAAACUGGAAGCAGAAGGGCUCAUCGACAAGAAGAACGCGGGAGAGAAAGAAAAGGGCAAGAAAGCCAACAACUGCAAAAUGGACAAGAACCUCUCCAAACUGAAAACCGCGCGGCCCAUCGCCCCCGCCCCGGCCCCCACCCCGCCGCAGCUCAUCGCCAUACCCACCGCGGCCUUCACGAGCACCACCACGGGCACCAUCCCCGGACUGCCCUCUCUCACGACCACCGUGGUGCAGGCCACACCAAAGAGUCCUCCGUUGAAACCCAUCCAGCCAAAGCCCACCAUCAUGGGGGAGCCCAUCACCGUGAACCCAGCUCUCGUGUCCCUCAAAGACAAAAAGAAGAAGGAGAAGCGGAAGCUUAAGGACAAAGAAGGGAAGGAGUCGGGGAGCCCAAAAAUGGAUGCCAAGCUGGGCAAACUUGAGGACGCCAAGGGGGCCGGCAAAGACUUAUCGGGGCAUUUUUUAAAGGACCAUCUCAACAAGAGUGAAGGGCUGGCCAACGGACUCUCAGAGUCUCAGGAGAGCCGGAUGGCCAGCAUCAAAGCCGAGGCCGACAAGGUUUACACUUUCACGGACAACGCGCCCAGCCCUUCCAUAGGCAGCGCCUCGAGGAUGGAGUGCAACCCGCUGGUGAACGGGCAGGCGCCCAUGGCCCCGCUGCACGUGCUGACGCAGAACGGGGCCGAGACCGCGGCCAAGACCAGCAGCCCCGCCUAUUCGGACAUCUCGGACGCCGCCGACGACGGUGGGUCCGACAGCCGGUCGGAGGGCGUGAGGUCCAAGGCCGGUUCCCCGUCGGACAUCAUUUCCAGUAAGGAGGGCGUCGUCAAAGGGCAUCCUGCAGCUACAGCACAGUCCUCUCAGCUGAAAGAGUCCCAUUCUCCCUAUUACCAUGGCUACGAUCCUUACUAUUCUCCAAGUUACAUGCACCCUGGGCAGGUGGGAGCCCCUGCGGCCGGGAACGGCGGGAGCACGCAGGCGAUGAAGAUCAAGAAGGAGUCCGAGGAGGAGGCCGAAAGGAAAGACAAGGCAGAGCAGCUGGACGCCAAGAAAGCGGACCACAACCCGGCACCCUUACAGCCUCAGCACCAGUCGGUGAUCACGCAGAGACACCCAGCGCUGGCGCAGUCGCUUUACUACGGCCAGUACGCCUACGGGCUCUAUAUGGACCAGAAGUCCCUGAUGGCCACCAGCCCUGCCUACAGACAGCAGUAUGAGAAGUACUAUGAGGACCAGAGGCUGGCAGAGCAGAAAAUGGCCCAAGCUGGCCGAGGAGAGUGCGACAGGAAAAGCGAGCUCCCCUUGAAGGAGCUGGGCAAGGAGGACAGUAAACAGAAAAGCCUGCCGUCUGCCACAAUCUCAAAAGCUCCCUCUACCCCAGAGCCUAACAAAACCCAUUCUAAACUAGGGCCGCCAGUGCCUAAUAAAACUGAGGACACAGGUAAAUCACAGCUUCUCCCCGGCCACCAGCAGCAGCUUCAGGCCGACAGCUUCAAAGCUAAGCAGAUGGAAAACCACCAGCUUAUUAAGGAGGCUGUAGAAAUGAAAUCUGUCAUGGACUCUAUGAAGCAGACAGGUGUAGACCCAGCCUCGAGAUUUAAACAAUCAAAGGAACUUCGCACCUGUGCGCCGCAGACCCGUGUUCCCUGCUGGUCACUCGCUGUGAACCUGACGAGCCUCCCCGUGUCAUUAACGAGCAUUAAGGAGGAGCCCAAAGAGGCCAAGCGCCCGGAUUCUCAGUCCACGGAGGAGAACAAGCUCAAGAGUGAUGAUCGGAAGACGCCUGUGAACUGGAAGGACUCUCGGGGAACGAGAGUGGCAGUUUCCUCGCCUCUGAGUCAGCAUCAGCCCUACAUACAGUACUUGCAUGCUUAUCCUUACCCACAGAUGUAUGACCCCAGCCACCCUGCAUACCGGGCUGUUUCUCCUGUCCUAAUGCACAGUUACCCUGGGGCCUAUCUCUCUCCAGGCUUUCAUUAUCCUGUUUAUGGGAAGAUGUCAGGGAGAGAAGAGGCAGAGAAAGUCAAUACCAGCCCUAGCAUCAACACGAAAACAACAUCGGAAUCAAAAGCGCUGGACUUGCUCCAGCAGCACGCCAACCAGUACCAUAGCAAGUCUCCUGCCCCCGUGGAAAAGGCGACAGCAGAGCGGGAGCGGGAGGCAGAACGGGAGAGGGACCGCCACUCGCCGUUCAGCCAGCGGCACCUGCACACGCACCACCACACCCACGUGGGCAUGGGUUACCCACUCAUCCCUGGUCAAUAUGACCCUUUCCAAGGCUUGACCUCCGCCGCCCUCGUUGCCUCUCAGCAGGUGGCUGCCCAGGCAUCUGCAUCAGGAAUGUUUCCUGCACAAAGAAGGUAA